Molecule: messenger RNA, 11424 nt
Organism: Podarcis muralis (Common wall lizard)
Lineage: Eukaryota; Metazoa; Chordata; Lepidosauria; Squamata; Lacertidae
Source: RefSeq, a predicted model, not a curated record
ACUCUGUGUCUCCCAACAGGCCCCCAAUUCCUUUAUGUCUUCCACUUGCUUUUAUGUCUUUAUCAACUUUAAUCGCUGAAGAGAGUUGUCAGUCCUUUGUGCCACGAACUGGAUGCUGCUGCUGCUGCUGCUGCUGCGCUCCUUAUGGAUAGCUGGGGUACCCUGAGAGUUGGAUGAGGUUAAUUCAAAGUGAUUUCCUGACACUUGACAGUGGUUCUUUGUGAUCUGGGAAGGUGUCUGAGGUGUUGUCAGAGGUGUUAUGCCAUCAAGUUCUGAAGUGCUGGCUGAGGUGGUAGGAGACAGCAAGACAGAGAAGUGGAAGAACAACCAUCCUGUAAGAAUGUCUUCCAAGCAGGCCACCUCUCCAUUUGCAGCUGAUGGAGAGGAAGCAACAACCCAGGACUUAGCAUCACAGGAGCAGGAAGAAGGCAACAAUGAAGAGCUUGUGGCUUCCCAUCUGCCUCUACACACCCUAUUGCACAACAAACCUCACUCCGAGGAGCUACCAACUCUAGUCACUACAAUCCAACAAGACGCUGACUGGAACAGUGUUAUCUCAACCCAGCAUAGAAUGGAGUCAGAAAGUAAUAAGUUAUGUUCCUUAUAUUCCUUCCGAAAUACUUCUACCUCACCACAUAAGCCCGAAGAAGGAGGUCGUGACCGCAGCGAGCUAAUGACCAGUGUUAAUUUCGGAACUCCAGAACGCCGCAAAGGAAGCCUUGCCGAUGUGGUGGACACACUGAAGCAGAAGAAACUCGAGGAAAUGACCAGAACUGAACAGGAGGAUUCAUCUUGCGUAGAAAAGUUACUUUCUAAAGACUGGAAGGAGAAAAUGGAAAGAUUAAACACAAGUGAACUCCUUGGAGAAAUUAAAGGUACACCUGAAAGCCUAGCGGAAAAAGAGCGACAGCUCUCUACCAUGAUCACCCAGCUCAUCAGUUUACGGGAGCAGCUUCUGGCUGCCCACGAUGAGCAGAAAAAGCUGGCAGCAUCACAAAUUGAAAAACAACGGCAGCAAAUGGACCUUGCUCGCCAACAGCAAGAACAGAUUGCAAGACAACAGCAGCAACUUCUGCAACAGCAGCACAAAAUCAAUCUACUGCAGCAGCAAAUUCAGGUUCAGGGUCACAUGCCUCCGCUCAUGAUCCCAAUUUUUCCACACGACCAGCGGACAUUGGCAGCGGCUGCUGCAGCCCAGCAGGGAUUCCUUUUCCCCCCAGGAAUAACUUACAAGCCAGGUGAUAACUAUCCUGUGCAGUUCAUUCCAUCAACAAUGGCAGCUGCUGCUGCUUCUGGACUCAGCCCUUUACAGCUCCAGCAACUCUAUGCCGCUCAGUUGGCCAGCAUGCAGGUUUCGCCUGGAGCAAAGAUGCCCUCCACCCCUCAGCCGCCAAACACAACAGGGGCACUUUCACCUACUGGGAUGAAAAAUGAAAAGAGAGGGACCAGCCCUAUAACUCAAGUUAAGGAUGAUGCCGCACAGCCACUGAAUCUUUCAGCCAGACCUAAGACAGCGGAACCUGUCAAAUCCCCGACGUCACCAACACAGAACCUCUUCCCUACUAGUAAAACCAGCCCCGUGAAUGCAGCCAAUAAAAGUGGAAUCCCCAGCCCUAUUGGUGGAACUCUGGGAAGAGGAUCUUCUCUAGGGAAGUGUGAAAGUUCAUACCAAGAACAAACUUAUGAGAUGGACAUCCUUUCCAGUCUUAACUCACCUGCCCUGUUUGGGGACCAGGAUACAGUCAUGAAAGCCAUUCAGGAGGCUCGAAAGAUGAGAGAACAGAUCCAGCGGGAGCAGCAACAACAUCAUCAUGGCCUUGAUGGAAAACUUCCUGCCAUGAAUAACAUGGGUCUAAACAACUGUAGGACUGAAAAGGAAAGAACACGCUAUGAGAAUUUAGGCCCACAGCUAUCAGGGAAGCCCAGUGAAGAUGGAAAACUAGGCCCAGGAGUCAUUGAUCUUACAAGGCCAGAAGAUGCAGAGGGAAGUAAAGCAAUGAAUGGCUCUGCAGCUAAACUACAGCAGUAUUAUUGUUGGCCAACAGGAGGUGCCACUGUGGCUGAAGCUCGAGUCUACAGGGACGCCCGGGGCCGAAGUAGCAGUGAGCCACAUAUCAAACGACCAAUGAACGCUUUCAUGGUUUGGGCAAAAGAUGAACGCAGAAAAAUCCUUCAGGCUUUUCCUGACAUGCACAACUCCAAUAUUAGCAAAAUCCUUGGCUCCCGCUGGAAAUCUAUGUCAAACCAAGAGAAACAACCUUACUAUGAAGAGCAAGCACGGCUAAGUAAAAUCCACCUAGAGAAGUAUCCUAAUUACAAAUAUAAACCCAGACCAAAACGCACCUGCAUUGUCGACGGCAAGAAACUGCGUAUUGGAGAAUAUAAACAACUGAUGAGAUCUCGAAGGCAGGAGAUGAGACAAUUUUUUACUGUAGGGCAACAGCCUCAGAUUCCAAUCACCACAGGGACGGGUGUGGUCUAUCCUGGUGCUAUUACUAUGGCAACUACUACACCAUCGCCUCAGAUGACAUCUGAUUGCUCCAGCACCUCGGCUAGCCCUGAGCCCAGCAUCCCUGUCAUUCAGAGCACUUACAGCAUGAAGACGGACAGCGGGAGCCUUGCUGGAAACGAAAUGAUUAAUGGGGAAGACGAGAUGGAAAUGUAUGAAGACUUUGAGGAUGACCCCAAAUCAGACUAUAGCAGUGAAAAUGAAGCCCAUGAGGCUGUCACUGCCAACUGAGGAUGUCUGCUGAAUUAAAGUACUCUGACUUUUUUUUUUUGAACAAAAAGUUCUUAAAUGAGCCUGCAUGCAUGUGUGGCUCCUACAGUUACAUCUGCAGAAUGGUCUUAAAUGUUUCUUAAUGUGUGACACAGAUUGUUCCCUAAUUUUCAUGAACUUUUUUUAAAAUUUAGGUGAAGACAUUAAGUAUCAGACAUUGGGACUUGAAAACUUAUACAAAUCAAUAGCUGUCUUACAAGUCUUUCCUUUUUUGUCUAUUUUUUUUCCUCCUCCUGGAUGCUGAGAAAAAGGUUUUAAGUUACUGUUUUAAAUGGGGGUUUUACAUUCUCACUCAGGUAUGCUGUGCCAGCCUACAGGUUGUGAAUGUGUUUUUAUUCUGAAUUAUUUUAGAAAACAAAAACGAAACAAAAAAAAGUGCAAAUUUCCUAUCAUGAAACAGAACAAGUCCUCAUGUGCAUCAGUGUGUCUUUGCUCAUCUUUUUUAAACAAGGUCUCUAAAUUCCAUUUUUUUUCUCCACAUGUAUAGCUGACCUUCUGAUGUGCCAAACUUUCAUAACUUUUUAAUCUUAACAUUUAAAAAAGUCUUAAGGGAGACACUGUAAAGUCUUAGACAAUCCUUUGGCAUCUUAAAAUAUCUAUAUAUCUUUUUAAAAAAGCCUAAUUUUUCCAGAAAAUGGUAAAGUACUCAGGAAUCUGGAGACAGGAUAUUCUUAAAAUAGUGAACAUGAUUUCCACAAUGCACUUGCCCAAUUGCUUCUGCCUCUUGAUGUACCAUCAGUAUAAAAUAUUACGUAAGCACAAAAGAGCGAUCACCAGCUACAGACAGGCCUGUCUUAAGAAUGUACGGCCAACUCCAAAUCCUUUCACUGCCCCUUUGCUUUUAACCCUUACAUUCAGUCUUAACUACAUUUUAUCUUAACAAUGUAUUCAUUCCAGAAUGUCAGGGGUCCACAUACUGAAAAAAAGAAGAAAUUUUAAAGUACUGUUGCGUUUGCAUUAUUUUCAGUUUGUUGUUGACUUCUUUAUAAAAUGCCCCUUUCCCCCUAAAAACCUGUGGUUUUCUUAAAAUAGCAGGAAACUUAAUACUGAAAGGUAACCAUAUGCUUAAAUGGGAGAUCAUGUUUAUAUGUGUCGAAAACAUUUGGGAAAACACUAUGAUACAAAGGGAUGCAGAUGCUUUCAGUAUUUGCGUAGUAUGCAUGUGCUAUGUGUCUGUUUUAUACUUUUAGGCCAGGAGCCAAAGAAGCACCCAGUUAGUUCCAUAAAGCAUCAGGGCUUGUGUUUUCUGAACCAAAAUUCACCACCUCUUCAUAUGAACCAAAUUUGAAACUGAGGGAAGUUGUUUCAGAAUCAAUUUGUGAUGUGACAUUGUUAUCAUGGUGGUUCAAAGGGGAGAAAGUAACAAAAAUCCAACUGGGUCUGCAUAAGCCCUGAAGCUCCCCUACAUCAGUUCUAAAUUAUCCCUUUCAGGUUCUCUUUACUUUGCAUAGUAUACAACAUCUCACCUAGUCUUUCUCAUGAGUUUCUGAAUUAAAAGCUGUCAUAGUUUAGAAUACUGUACUACAUAUUGCCAUAUCAAUAGCCGACCUAAAGGAUCCAUUUACUAUACCCAUCUAUGAUUUUUAUACAGGAAAAGCCACACAAAUCUUACUAUCUCAUAUAAACUGUGUCAAAUGCUAGUUUCACAAAACUAAAAAGAGUUCCAAGCUCAUCCUAUUAUUUUGUCAUUCACUGACAUGGUUUUACUAUACAUGUGUAGAUUUGAUAUUGUUGCACAAAUACAUGCCUAACAUGCAGAAAACUAUUUAGAGGGCUCCAAGUCUUGCCUGACAAACAAGACAAAAAAAUAGCUAUUUCCCAAGCAUAGUAUCAAUAUCAGAUCAAUAUUUGCGAAGUUCUCUCAAGCCUUCAGGUCAAAGAUGCUGUAGAAAUUAUAAUUAUUUAUUUCAUUUCUGAUAUAUAAUUUUGUUAAAUAUAUAAAGAAGCAAGGGGAGGUGGGAACAAAACAUUCCCAAGUUAAUAAUCUAGGUCUUAAUGGAAGUCAGUUUGCCCCCAGAUUUUGAAUUUGAUCAAUUUUAUGCCCCAUGGUCAAGGCCAGAGUCUACUGUUUCAGCUACUUAUUCUCCUCAUCAGUACUUUCUACUGAAAACUACACCAUCUCAUAAAUAUGUAUGUUUAGAAUCAGGCCACUAAUAUUGAAUCAGGCUCUUUCUGAAAAUUUUGUUUACUUCAUUAUAUCUUUAAAAUACUCCAGAAAUAUGGCAAUUUUAUAGGGGCAAAAUAUUUGUGUCCUAAGAAUAAAGCCAACCAUACUUAUAGUUCAUGAUGUGGAAGCCACGCUUCCAUUACAUCUGUGUGGUGACCGCUCCAGGAACUGAACUAGUUGUGUGCAAUUUUCUCUAUGCCAGCAAAAACUCAACAUGAAUGGUCUGUGGUGUUGGACACACAGAUAUCAUUUACUAAUCCAGAUGGAGCACUACCAUGCAAAUGCAAUUUAAGCAGCCUAUUCCAUGCUGCCUAUUAAUUCUGUGAAGCAGGGUUGUGUUGAGAGUUCCACUUUGUGUAAAGAUGCCAUCUCUUACUAGCUUUGCUCAGGGGAAAGAGUGCCAGGAUUUCUAAAAACAUUUCUGCACCUUCUUUGAUAGCCAAACCUGCAUGUAAUAAAUGUGUGGGCAUGAACCUAUUCUUCUGAAAACCCAACCCAAACUACAACCUUGCUUAUGGAGCAGGGGGUUGGACUGAAUGACCCUCAGGAUCCCUUCCAACUCUAUGACUAGGGCAGAUGGGGUUCUUUCCCUUUCCAUAGCCAGCAAUGUCUAGCAUCUAGCUUACAUACAAUUAGAUUUUUCAUUAUAUUAUGAUCAUUAUAUAUAUUUUUCACUUCCUUGACUUCAAAGGCUUUUCAUUAAUAGAACCAACAUAAUGGCCAUGGCUUACAAUGCGUGAGCAAGUCAUUUGUACUUUGCUCCCCCCUGCUAGCACUGAGAGGAAACAAACCAUAAUCUCUGGCUCGAAACAGAAGCCUUUUUUUGGCAUUAAGCAGUAUAUAAAUUUAAUCAUCAAUGUUCCUUUGCUUGUGCGGCUGAAUUACAGAUUUUGUUUUGUUGUGCUUGGAACAAACCAAGAAGUGAAGCCAGUUUGUUGUUGGCUUUCCUAUCAUGGUUUUUUGUUGUUGUUUUUUUGAGCUUGGAUGUUAUUCUAAGGCAGAGAUAGUCAGUUUUUCCCAUGCAGCACUAGACAGGAGGAAGCCCAGCAUGGUUCAUUUGUGUACAGUAAACCAUGGUUUGUGGCUUACCAUGACAUACAAACAUAACCAAUAUCAGUGCAGUGUUGGCAUACUAUCAUACAACCUUGCACGGCUAGUAAAGAAAACUAAUGCCCUGACAGCUUUCAGAAGCAACUGCUGGAGGUAGUCAGCUUUUGCAAUAUUAAAAUAGACAAUUUAACCCAGACAAGCAAAUAGGGACUGCUAUGUUUACAAGAUCAAACACUAUUCUGACAUAUAAUACUCUCAUCAAGCUUUGGCAGCCAUUUUUAAAUCCAAAAUAAACUUAUCUUUCUUUACUAUUUAUUUGAAAAGUGUUCCCAUGUCUACAGCUGAAGCAAUAAAACUGUUCUAGCCGAGAUGUUAAAAGCACUUGCUGUGUCAUUAGCUGGUGAGCGUCCUCUUUACCUAAUUAAGGUACUAAAAGAAAAUCAUUUCUUAUUAAAAUUGUUUGGAAAUUUGAAGUGUUCUAAUACAUGUAGUUUGGAGCGGAGGUACUCAUUUCCCCUAAAGAAUGACUAUUUAUUAAUUUUCUACAGGUUUCUCCUGUUAUAAAUCUCUCUCCACCCUACAAUUCAUUUCUUUUCUCUGCAUUUCUUCAUGGUUUUUUUGUUGCAUAGGUAGAAUGCUGUAUUGCUAACAUUGUAUUUUCUGUAAUUAUUUUUGCACAAAGGCAAACAUUUAGUUUAGUGGGUUAAUUUCUUUUUAUAAAUUUUAUUACCAUGCCAAAAUAAUAUUCUGCAGGCUGGCGGAGAACAAAGGACUGUUCUUUAGGACUGAAACUUGAUUUUGCUCAUAGUACAAAAACACACACUCACAGAUGUUAUUUCAUAAGUGUUAUAAGCACUGGAUAUAAAUGGUAUUUUUUAUCACUUCUAACUAAUGUGAAACUGUUGUACAAAAACGACAUGAACAAAAGUCAUCUGUUUCGACUCGUGUGGGCCUGCCUCACAGUUGCCGGAUUUGAGUCAUUUUUAUGUCUUUGUUAUUUCAUUUAUUUAUGCAAAAUUCUUAUAUGUAUGAAUACUUUGUUUUAGCUCCAGCCCUGCAUCUGCGUUGAUGCUCCAAAACUUAAAGGUGCAUUCUUGACAAUGAAUGGCUCUUCAUGAAUCAGCAGAGGGUAGAAAGCUACUUUGUUGGUCAGUUUGGGUAAAAAAAAAAUGUAUUUGACUCUGAAUAGUGCAGAAACAGUGUAUUAUAUUUAUUAGCCAAAAUCUGCUCUAAAGUGUCAGUAGGAAAUCAAGGAAGGACAAUCAUAUGGAAACAAACAUUUAUCCCCAUUCUUAAUUGGAGCUCAAAACAAAGUUUUUGAUUAGUCACCAUCUCAUCUUCGUUUUUUCUUAAAGUGUAAAUAUAACAUAGGAAAUAGAAUUUUAUUUUUUGUUCAUGGAUACCUAGUGAAGUAUAAGUUAUGUAUUUACUUUGUUCUGUAUCAGUGUACAUUGGUCCAUAUUAAAUGCUGACAAAUCACUGUACCUCAUGUAGAUGCUGAAUUUACACCUGCAGUGCGAGAGCAGUGUUGUGGACCUGUAGCAAGGAUGGCAAGUCGCCUCACUUGUGCCCUCCUUCAAAUUGGAAUCCUGUAUUUCAUAAACACUUAACCUUUCAAACUAUUUCACCUGCUUAUAGAACAGGGGUGAGGAACCCCUGUGGUCCCUCAAAAUUUUGCCAGACUACAACUCCCAUGAGCCCCAGCCCUGAUGGGAGUUGGAUUGCAGUCUCCAGAGGGUCAGAGGUUGCCCACCCUUGCUAUGGAAUAACAAUCCUCAUUGUCUUCACUCUCUGGUAGUAGCAUCAUAGUUAUUGGGACUAAUAAAAGAGAUACAGCCUAAUAGUCUGCUCUUCAGGAUUGCUGCAUCAGCAAAUUAGUACAUAGGAUGUGGAAUGUCUAUUCCUCUUGGGCAGCACUACAGCCUAUUACUUCAGCCAAGUGAAAGGAUGUAAAUGACAUUUACAUUCCCAUUUAAAUAAAUGGGGCAAGUUGGUUAUAACUGACACGUCCCACUGAAUUUAUUAAAUGAAACAUAACUUUCUCUUGAUUGGAGCCAUGAUGUGACACUGUUGUUGCAGGCUGAAGCAACAGCUAAUUCUCUGACACUUUUGCCAAUGCAGUUCUAUAAAAUUCCUCAGAAGUAAACGAAAUAGUAUAAUUCAUCACUGAAUGGCUUAUCUCCUCAAAAUAUACCACCCAGAUAUAUUUCAUUCCCUCCUCCCACGUAAUUAGUUACUGUAAAAAGCAACUGGCUUAAGAACUGGUUUACUUAAGUGCCAGAUUUCUAGUUUAGUUUGGGCUCAAUUUGCUUCAUAAUUUGCAGCUUGAUUCCAAGUGAAUCUGAUGGAAGUUCUUAGAUUUUGUCUGAAAGCAACCAAUGUGAAUAGUAAAAAAAUGUGUCAAUGUGAAUGACAAACUAAGUAUAUAAAUACACACAUGAACAAAUGAUGCUCUGGAAGGCCUUUGUAAGCGAUGCCAGUUAACACUAAACCGCUUCGGAUCUGUGUUUGGUGUGGAAUAAUUUCGGCAUGUUUGAAAAAGUAAAUAGUUAAAUUGACUUGAUAUUUAACCAAUACAAACUAAACUCUUAAUAAAACACAAUGCCACAGGGUUUAUGUUUAUAGAGAGGAAAAUAGCUCUGAUCAAAGGGCCCAUUUCUAAGAAAAUAAGUUGUAGCCUUAAACAUCUAUCCUUAUGCUGUGGACAGCAGCUCUCUAGGGGAACAGGCAGUCUUCUGCCUUUCCUGCUAACUGACACUUUUUAACUGGAGAUGCUAGGGUUUGAACCUGGGACCUUAUACAUGCAAUACAUGUGCUUUGUCACUGAGCUGAACCCCCUCCCCCUCCCACGUAAAUGUAUGAGGGUACCCAGAUAUGCAGUUUGGGGGAAGCUGUGGGAUUGCCAACUGAUCCAGAAUCAGUGUGCAAGAGGCAGCGUAAAGAGGGGGAUGCUAUUACAACAGGGGAACAACUCGAGGUGGGUGCAUGUUAUGUACAGCAGUAACUUGAAAACAGUGAUUGUUUAAACGACUGUGUAAAUGAAACAAUGAUUGUGUAAAUGCAAGCAUCCCCUAAUACAAAGUUAAAGCAUGAUAUCCUACUGUACCUAAUGUUGCUCUUUGUCUUAUUAAAACCUGACAUUUUUUUCUACUUCACUGAAAAUAACUUCCCAGUAAGAAAACGCUACAACGCUCCAAUUCAGGAAAGCACUUAAUGCUGGAAUCUUCAAGCCACACAUUCUGGAGUAGUCCCAAUGGAAGCCCAUGGUGCUACUUUAGAGAAGGUGGUAUGAAGAUCUUAGCCUCAGGCACCAGUUUAGCUUAAAGCAACCGAGCCAUUCUACCGAAGUCCAAAAGAGUUAGGUAUAUGUUUAAAGCUGAGCAGAAUUAUAUGUGUCUAUCUGGACUGGAUCUUCAGUACCAACAACUGCUCUAGAAUUCAGCUGGUAAAAUGUAAUAAUAGAGUAUUUCAUAUUUUCAAUUUUAAAAAAAUAGUCUCAGAUCCUAGACGUUUGCAUGUGUGUUUAAAGACUGAAGUUGGCACUUAAGCAUGUCCUGUUUAAAGACUAACAUGUGACCUCAUUUGAUUUUCUUUUACAAAAGGCACUUACUCUUUUUCUCAAACUCUUACUUUCCGCCUCCUCCCCCCACUGCCCCCCCAUUUCCUUUUAUUAUCAACCAUUCUUCUCUGCAGUUCUUGGACAACAUGUUUGAUAUACUGUAAUUCCACAGUUCCAUGUUAGAAUGCAAAACGCAAAACAAAAAAUAUUUACCUAAGUGGGUUGGUAUCUUUUUUCUUUAUAUCCAGAUUUAUGCUAUUAGACUACAUACCUUCCCUCUAAAUAACUAGUCCAAGAUUUAAGUUUUAAGAGCUGACAAAAUGAUAUUCUGAGAUAGUUCACUCAUUGUUUUCAAAGAGGAGGGUGGGUCUGGGGCAUAUGUGUGAAAGGAAAACGUUUCCAAUUGGUAUUUAUGGCAAUAUGAAAGUUAUAAAGCAGCUUAGUGACACAGUUUGCUUUAUAACUUCUGCUUUCUUCAAAAACCACAAGUGAGGUCCUUGGUGCUCUCAAAAAAGUUUGGGGAAUGUGCAAAUAUUUAACUGUUUCUAUGCUGCACAUUGCAGACCUGCUCGUGUGCAUUCUCCGUAUUGUCUUCCUUUGUCAUUUGUGUUUUGCUUUCUCAAAAGCACAGGGUUGUUUUUCCUGCCCCCGCCUCCCUUGUACCCUUCAUCAGCCUGUAGCAAAUUUCCGAAUGUUUUAGUAUUUCUGUUCCUUCAUUAUUGUAUUUGCCAUGUACAAAUGUUUUUAUUACAUUAAGACAAGCUUAUAAGCUGUUACUACAUAACUUAUCUUACUGUAACUCUUUUCUUUCCUGACAUUGUAAUUUGUUUGUGAUGUAUAUUGUGAGAUUGUAUUCUAUGUUAAUUUAAUCAGCACAAUUCACUGACAUGCUGGACUGACAUGCUAGCUGCUGUUUCAAAGUGUAAAGUUUUUGUGUAGAGUUGUUGGGGGACAACUGAGACUCCCUUUGUCAAGGUACUAUGCUUUGGUUCCUAUAGCAACACUGUGGGUGUGGCUCUUAUGAUGCUAGGGCUGCUGAUUCUACACCCACAAGCAUUUUUUUUUUUACUGGCAAGUUUUCCGUGUAGAAAUUCUAUAUACAGUGCAGGUACCUAUCUGGGCCCAGGGCUGGUAAUUAUUUGGGCAUGUAGAGAAAAAACAAACAAACCCUAGUGUCUAUUGCUGCUUUGAAUAUGUUUUAAAAGUCUGAAAAUGUAAAUAGUUUAUCAAAAUAAAUCUUGUACAGUCCAGUGUAAAGUUUUUAAAUGAACUUAAAAGGUUGCCAUUACAUCUCUCUCACACUCUCCUCUUGAAGCAGUUUAAAAAGAAAAGAAAAAAGUUUGCUAAGGAUGUUGAUUUUUUUAAAGUAUCUGUGCUCUUAAUUUAAGCGGGGGGAACGAAUCAUUCUUAGCUUUGCUUCAUAGCAUAAACUGAUUUCUUGGAUUUUGUUGUGCAGUAUUGACGUGAGGUAAAUUAAAUAUUAAAUAAUUUUUCAGUGGUACUUUUAAGAGUCUUCUCCUCUCCUCAGAAAUUAAUGGAAAAGACAAAACUGAAAAAAGACUGUCUUUAUAUCGUAUAUUCUGGUGUAUGUUGGCACCUUACCAUAUUUGAGGGGAUUUUUUUCCUUUUUCCUUCCUUCCUUUUUUUUUUUUUUGCACAAGGUGCUUUCCUGAUAUGUUAGACAUGUCAUCAUUGGGUGAUACCAUAUGCCAUGAUAAGGGGUUCUGACCCCUCAGGGGAGUGUCUAUAAGACUGCCUAUUUAUGCUCAUUUACCUCAAGACUGUCCUCUCUACCCUUAAUCUAUUCACCAUCACUCCAUCUUUUGUACUGCUGUUGACACUUACAGAUUAAAGAUAAAUUUUGUUUUA